GACGGUGCAUUGUCCGCUAGACCUAGCACAUAUGUAAACGGGCCAUUAUCUGCAUAUAUAUUUAUGAAUAACAAUAAUAACUUCAAGCAGAACUUAGAUGAGCUAUAGAGUAGAACCAGGACGUCAGUUCAGUGAUUCACCGAUGAAAAAUUAGUAAUGUCCUCAAUCGCGACUUUGCUGGCCUUACUAUUGAUAAAUGGAAUUGUAACAUCAUCACUGGCGGAAACGUACGACUGCACUAUUGAAAAGGACGGUGAAAAAGAAAUUUGCGUAUUCCGGAAUGUUGAAUACUUCAAAAAUACAACACACAUUGCUUUCUCUUCACCCGGUCCUACAAAACCGGAGAAUGUGGCCUUCAAGGACAGUAACAUGGUGGCUAUCCCUCCAAACUUCCUACUAACGUUUGGGAAUGAUCUAAAAUUCUUAAUAGUAGAAAAUUGUAUGCUGCAAACGGUAACGAUCACGAAAAACAUGGAAGUUCUCUAUGCCAAAAACAACUACAUUGAAAAAGUUUUGAUGAGUAGAAACACACAAUGCGAUAAUCUGAAGGAGCUAGAUCUGAGUAGCAACCGUUUGGGGAAUGCCGGUAAUAUUACUAACUGCAAACAUCUCAUCACACUUAACUUAAGUGGAAACGAAGAUAUUUGGGAGGAUGAAACAGUUGAUCUAUCGCUGUUCGAAAGUAUGAUCCAAUUGCGGGAUCUCAACUUGGCUGGAACAGGAUUGUUUUACAUUGUUAAUAGCAAGAAUAUUGGUUUGCCAUCGCUGCAAACUAUAGAUUUAUCCAAAAACGACAUUUUGCCAGUGGAUUUUAACAUCGAGAUAUUUUAUCCAUUUCCGGCUUUGGAAACUCUCAAGCUAAAUGAUAAUGGUAUGACCAGCAUCGACUAUGCCUUUCUGUUAAACAUAAAAACACUGAAAAGCGUAUAUUUAAAUGGCAAUAGUUUCCCAUGCUUAAAAAUCAAAGUAAUGCGAGAUUUUCUACAAGCGCAUAACAUUGCAACGCCCACCGAUCGGCAUAGCAACUGCCAACAAAAUGCUAGAGAAAUUGAGGGAAUGUGCUGCACCGGACCAAUGCCAACCAGCAUACCUCGUCCAAGUUCUCCGUCUGUGCCCAGCGAAACUGUUAGCACCGGGACGCCAACAAGCAAACCUCGUCCAACUCUUCCGUCUGGAGUACCCGGCGAAUCUGAUGCGACCCCCGAUGAUAGAACUAAUAAUGAUGCAAAUGAAAAUGGAACAUCCCAUCAUUGGAUAAUAGCUGUUGUGUUGAUUGUUAUAGUGGUAGCCGCUGGUGCAGCUGGUGUCUGCUGGUAUAAAAAACGACAGCGUUCAUGAACGAAUAAAAUUUGCUUAGACUAAUAAUAACGUCGAAAAAGUUAAGGUGAUUGAAGCCUAACUCUAUGACUCUAAAACCAAAAUUAUGUUAAGGUACUAAUAAAAAGUGCGUCAAAUGAUCUUUUCGGUUA
Molecule: messenger RNA, 1469 nt
Organism: Armigeres subalbatus
Lineage: Eukaryota; Metazoa; Arthropoda; Insecta; Diptera; Culicidae
Exons: 2
Coding region: 157-1338 (393 amino acids)
Molecular function (GO): protein binding
Source: RefSeq, a predicted model, not a curated record